Molecule: messenger RNA, 1233 nt
Organism: Chenopodium quinoa (quinoa)
Lineage: Eukaryota; Viridiplantae; Streptophyta; Magnoliopsida; Caryophyllales; Amaranthaceae
Product: protein FAR-RED IMPAIRED RESPONSE 1-like
Exons: 3
Coding region: 1-1233 (410 amino acids)
Biological process (GO): regulation of DNA-templated transcription
Molecular function (GO): zinc ion binding
Source: RefSeq, a predicted model, not a curated record
AUGAAAGAGUUUUUUUGGGCUGGUAUGAAGACCACACAAAGGGUGGAGAGCAUCAAUCGGUUUUUCGAUGGCUAUGUUAACCGCAAAACCAAACUACAUGAGUUUCCUGAAAAGUAUUGCAAGGCCUUGGAUCAACGCGUUCGAGAUGAAGUGAGUGCAGAUGAGCGUUGCUCGAAGUACCUUAGGAGGUUGGUUAGUGGCUUCAAAGUGGAAAAAAUAUUUCAAAAGUUAUACACGGACAACAAGUUUCAAGAAGUUCAAAAGGAGUGUACGAGAAUGAUGUAUUGCAACGUCCGAGGAGAGAAGGUGUUGUCUGAAAACCUUAUUCAGUAUUCGGUGGUCGAUCGUGUAUGGAUAGUACCUCCCGGUGGCAGUGAGGAUGUCAUUACAGAUAGGCGAAGAACCUACAAUGUUACUUUCUUUCAAACGACAAAUGAGGUGCAGUGUGACUGUAGGAAGUUUGAGACAAGUGGCAUACUUUGCAAACACUGUAUUAGGAUUCUCAAUGAAAACUUGGUUGAAGAUCUGCCAGAGAAGUACAUUGUAGCCCGUUGGCGGAAGGACAUACCCCGGAAGCACACUAGGGUGAAGGUGGCCUACCAUGAUCCGGGCGACACUGUCACUGUGAAGAGAUUCAAUAAAAUGAUGGGAAAAUUCGAGCCCUUAUGUGAAACCGCUGCUAUGGUGGAUUAUCAAACGGUCCAUAUGGUAUUGGAAACACUGUCAAAGCUUCAAUUAGCUGUUAAUGACCGUAGGGACAAGAAGAGUCAGCAGAAUGUUCCGGUAGUUAGUACACUAUCAUCAUCAGCAGGUGAAGACAUAACGAUUUCCUCAGUUAGGAAGCCCGCUCCUACUGCUCCUGCAGAGCUCGGAGACCCCUGUCCAGCUGCCAUGGACCCAGUUCUCAAAGACCCUAUAAUUAAGAAACGGAAAAGGGGCAGGCCUAAGGGUUCAAGGCACAAAACGUUAGCUGAAACUGGCUACAAGAAAACCAACAAGAAUAAGAAGCCUAGUCCUGACGCAGGAGAUGAUGUUGGUGUUGAGGAGGAUGCAGGAGAUGGUGUUGAGGAAGAAAUGGUGUUGCAGGAAAUGGUGUUGAGGAUGCAGGAAAAGGCAGGAACGGGAGAACCAGGUAAGACAAAGGGGAAGGGCAUUCCAAUCGAGGGGAAGUCAAAAACGUCUUCUCGACCUGUAAAGCACAAACGUCUUGAUGAACUAAUGGCCGAUGAGUGA